AUGCUGGGGUUCUUUGCGGUGCUGGUCCUGUUGGUCGCUGGAGACAAGGUGGACGGCCCCGUCAUUGGCAUCGACUUCGGCACCACCUUCUCGUGCGUGGGCAUCUUCCGGCAUGGGGUGGUGGAAAUCAUCCCCAGCGAGCAAGGCAACCGGAUCAUGCCGUCCUACGUAGCCUUUACCGAUGAGAAGGAGACCUUCGUGGGCGAAGCCGCGAAGAACCUGGCGGACGCAGCGCCCCAGCGCACCGUGUUCGACGUGAAGCGCCUGAUUGGGCGCACCUUUAAGGACGAUGCGCUGCAGAGGGACAUCAAAGCGCUUCCCUUCAAGGUGGUGGCGGACUCGGAUGGCCAAGCCGCGGUGCUCGUGGGCAAGGAGCAGCUGAGACCAGAGGAGAUCGCGGGGAUGAUACUUCGGAAGUUGAGGGAGCGGGCUGAAGGCUAUCUGGAGCAGCCGGUGAAGCACGCGGCCCCUGCCCCGGACCGCUACGAAAGGCGCCAUUGCGCUGUUGAGUUGCUUGGGCGCAAGGUGAAGGAGAAGGUUGACUUUGUCACCGCGGGCACCAAGCCGGGGAACAUCGGGGAGGUCAAAAUUAUAAGCGCCUGCCGACACCUGAACGGGAUCUAUCCAGAAAGCCUCACGGACUCCGAGUCAGGCCUCCAGACCCUCCGGGCGCUUCAGCAGCUGCCCGGGACCGAGAAGAUCGUGCUCUUCGAGCGCGCGGAGGAGGUGGGCGGCGUGUGGCGCCAGAACUACUGCGGCUUUGGCGCCCAGGUGAAGCGGGACGUCUACUGCUUCGCCGAGCUGGGGCCGGAAGGCUUGGACCUCUAUCCUUCCGGACGCCAGCUGCAGGCGAGCUGCCGACGCUACGCGGAGCGCUUCGGGCUGCUGCCGUGCCUGCGGACGGGGGCGGAGGUUGUGGGCCUCGAGCGGCGCGAGGACGGCGGCUGGCGGGUGACCUACCGGCGAAGAGGAGCGGAGCAGGUGGAGGAUUUCGAUUUUGUGGUGCUGGCCCUCGGGAACUUCUCCCAGCCCUACGUGCCGGAAGUUCCCAACAGCCAAGCCUUCCAGGGCCAGGUGCUGCACAGCUCAGAGCUGCUGGACCCUUCCCUGCUGCGGGGCCGCGAGGUGCUGGUGGUGGGCUACGGGAAGUCGGCCUUGGAUUGCCUGGCCUUGGCCUCUAAAGAGGCCAAGCGGGUGACGCUGGUCGCGCGGAGCCCCGCGUGGAUCUUGCCCCAGCGCUUCCUGGGCUUGCCCUUGGAGUGGUUGGCCGCCACACGGUGGUUUGCCAACCUGGUGUUCCCACCGUACCACGACGCCGGCCUUGUGCGCCGGUGCCUUGGGUACCUCGCGCUGCCCCUGCAGACCUUGUUGUGGUGGAUCCUUUCGCCAUUGGUUUGGCUCCACUUUUGCCUGCCCUGGGCGAUGUGGCCGGCCUAUAGCUUGCGCUGGCAGCUUUGGCAUGGCCAUUCCGUGUCCAUUUGCAAUGCGUCUGCGCUCAAGGAGGCCUUCCGGCGGCCCAACGUGAGGUGCUUGCGUGGGCAGAUCUCCAGCUUCACGGCCAGCGGGGCGGUGGUGGAGGACUUCUACUCCAAGCGCAGCGAGGAGCUGCCGGCGCAGGUGGUGAUCUUUGCCACCGGCUAUCAGGAGUGCUGGUCCCAUCUCUUCGACCCGGACCUUGUGGCUGCUUUGGCGCCGCACGGCGACGGGCCUGACCUCUACAAGCAGAUCUUGCCCACGGAGGAGGUGCCGGGCUUGGCUUUUAUUGGCCGGAUUCUGUCCACCUGCGACAUUGUGGUCUCUCACGUGCAGGCCCAAUGGCUGGCGCGGCUCUUGGGCGGCAGCUUCGCGGCGCCGGGCCUCCCUUCGCGGCGCGCCGCCGCGAGGCGCUACCGCGCCUGGCGGAACCAGUUCUUGCCGAGCACGGGGGCUGCCAGCCGCAGGUCGGUGCCUCGAGUGUUCAGCUACCUGGAAGAGCUCAUGGACGACUGGCAAGAAGGAUUCGUAAGCAUCAAUCAGUUUUUUGAGGGGCCUGGAAACGAGGUGGCGUCGCAGCACACCAUCCCUGCGCGGAAGUUGGUGGCGCUGCACUCCGUCCUUACGGUGCCGGCAUUUUUCAACGAUGGCCAGCGCCGCGCCAUGCAGAAGGCUGGGCAGCUGGCCGGCCUCGAGAUUCUCCGCAUCCUGAAUGAGCCCACGGCCGCGGCGAUUGCCUACGGCUACGAGAAGCAGGAUGCUGAGGAGGUUCUGCUGGUCUACGACCUUGGCGGCGGCACAUGCGACGUGUCGGUGCUGGAGGUCAAGGGCGGCGUGCUGCAGGUGCGAGCCACCAGCGGAGAUCCUCGUCUGGGGGGCGAAGACUUUGAUCAGAAGCUGGUGGCACACCUGAUGAGCGCCUUCAAGAAGAAGACGGCCAAGGAGCCCCGGGACGCGAGAGCCGUGGCCCGGCUGCGCUCGGAGGCGGAGAAGGCCAAGCGGAAGCUGAGCACCGUGCCGCAGGCCGCGGUGAAGGUGGACGGCUUUGCAGAUGGCGCUGACCUGUCCGAACCGCUGACUCGGGCCCAAUUCGAGAAGCUCAACAGCGAGCUUUUCCAAAGGACGUUGGAGCCGGUCCGCUCCGCGCUGAAGGACGCAGGGCUGGAGAAGAGCCAGAUCACUCAGGUGAUCCUGGCGGGGGGCUCUGCCCGCAUCCCCAAGAUCCAGCAAAUGCUGAGCCAGUUCUUCGAGAAGGAGCUCAUUCGAAGCAUCAACCCCGAUGAGGUGGUGGCCCAUGGCGCGGCCAUCCAGGCGGCGGCGCUGAGCUCUGAUGGCGGGGAGGAGGAGCUGCGCCUCAUCGACGUCACGCCUUUGUCGCUGGGCAUCCAGACGGCCGGGGGCUUCAUGACCACCGUGCUGGCCCGGAACAGCCCGCUGCCAGCCGAGAACUCGAUGGUCUUCUCCACGCACAAGGACAACCAGGAGUACGCUACGGUGAAGGUCUUCGAAGGAGAGCGGCUGAUGGCAAAGAACAACCACCUCCUGGGGAGCUUCCAAAUCAAAGGCAUCUCCCCGGCUCCAAGGGGUGUGCCCCAGAUCCAGGUGUCCUUCAAGGUGGACGCCGGCGGUCUGCUCGCUGUGGAGGCCCUGGACCGAACCUCCGGCAACAGCGAGCAGCUGGAGGUGAAGGAGGCGUUGAGCCAGGACCAGAUCCAGGAGAUGCUCCGCGAGGCCGAGACCUUCGCGAAGGAGGACCAGAGGGACUUUGCGCGAGCAGAGGCGCUGCUGGCCCUGAAGCUCCUGGCGCGCGCCGCGGAGAGCGCGGCGGAGACGGCGCUCGAGGAGGACUCCGCCAUAUUCCUGGCUGCCGCCGCGGAGGCGAAGGAUUGGCUGGCCGCGAACCCGGACGCCGAGGCGGAGGAGAUCCAUGAGAAGCGGGAGGAGCUGCAGGCGGAGAUGCCGGAGAUGCCCAGCGCGGGCGCGGGCGCGGGUGCCUCCGGCGCGGCCGGCGGCGGGGAGUUGGACAUGGAAGGGCAUGACGAGCUUUGA
Molecule: messenger RNA, 3522 nt
Organism: Effrenium voratum
Lineage: Eukaryota; Dinophyceae; Suessiales; Symbiodiniaceae
Source: the annotation of a GenBank genome assembly